Molecule: messenger RNA, 1046 nt
Organism: Theobroma cacao (cacao)
Lineage: Eukaryota; Viridiplantae; Streptophyta; Magnoliopsida; Malvales; Malvaceae
Gene: MORF3
Product: plastid developmental protein DAG
Biological process (GO): cytidine to uridine editing; mitochondrial mRNA modification
Cellular component (GO): mitochondrion
Source: RefSeq, a predicted model, not a curated record
GGAAGAAACGGAGCGAAACAGAGAGAAUCAGAGAAUAGCGAAGUUGUCACCGAAAAUGGCUUACAUCACUGCCCGACGCUCUCUAGCAACCCUCCUCAGCCGCACCGUUUCUCCUGCUUCUUCUUCUUCUUCUACUCUCUCUUCUCGUUCUCGCUUCGCCCUCGCUCUCCUCAACAAUGCCCCAGUGUUUAGCCCGGAACCAGUCAAAAUCCUGACCCGGAACAGGACAUCCGGAUCCGGCUACUCGCCUUUGAACGACCCAUCUCCGAACUGGAGCAACCGGCCACCGAAAGAAACGAUCCUUCUUGACGGCUGUGACUAUGAGCAUUGGCUUAUUGUUUUGGAGUUCCCGGAUGACCCUAAACCCUCAGAAGAAGAAAUGAUCGAUGCCUAUGUGAAAACGCUAGCUUCUGUUGUCGGCAGUGAAGAGGAGGCCAAGAAGAGAAUAUACUCGGUUUGUACGACGACGUAUACGGGGUUUGGAGCUUUGAUUUCUGAGGAAUUGUCUUACAAAUUUAAAGGGCUGCCUCGUGUACUUUGGGUUUUGCCGGAUUCAUAUCAUGAUGUGCCAAACAAAGAUUAUGGAGGGGAUUUGUUUGUUGAUGGGAAAGUCAUCCGUAGGCCACAAUAUACAGGUCAGGUGCAGGGACCUGGCAGGUUUCAGGCACAGAGAGUCCGGCUUCGUGGCCAGGGUGAAAGGCAAAUGAGAAGAAAUCAAUUUGAGAAUGCAACCAGGAGUGACCUGUCACCACCACCAUCAACAAAGCACUAAUUUUAGGUUCUGGGUGAAGGUGAAGGUCUCUCCUUGAUGAAGGAAACUUGACAGGAAGAGUGCCCAUGUAUUGGAAGUGUAGUUACCAAAAUGUAGCACCUAGAUAACUGAAUUAAGCUUUGUUGUUAUCCCUAUGGUUCAAAGGAACUGUUGGCAUAUAUUUGUUUGAUGGUGAUGGCUCUGCUGUUGCUCUUAUGUUACAUACUUUGCUUGUGCAUUACCUAGCAUCUUUAUGAAAGUUGGAAAUGUGAAUAUUUGCUGUUACAUUUUGAUA